CUUAACGGUCACACUGGCGGCCAGCUGGAUGCGCUUGUAAUCGAUAUCGAUUCUCCGCCCAGUACUUGGGGCCAAAUAAAAAACACGGCAGUUUCAUUCGGAUUGUGCAUUUUCCGUUUGCCUAUAUAAUCAACUACGUACGCGGUGUGAAUUAAACCACAUCGGGACUAGCGCGAUGCCAUAGAAUCCUCGACGGACGAGGCACAUUCACUGCAUAAACAAUUCGCACGGAGUGAAGUGAAGUGGAGCCAAAGUCGCACAGGGUGUUCCCUGCCAAAAUGGGUCGUCACAACUUCAGUUCGCAGCACCAGCAGACUCAUGUGAGGCGCCACCGCAAUGCUGGCGGUGCCACAGCAAAAUCACCAAACGCAGCCAAACCUUCGCCAACGAUGACGGACUACCUGUCGCUGCACUCGCGACUCGCCCAGGUGGGCCAGGAGCACCUGCUCAAGUUCUGGCCGGAGCUAACGAAUGACGAACGCAUCGAUCUGGUGCGGGACAUCGAGGAGUUGAAUCUGGACGAGAUCAAGCUGUAUUUCGACCGCGCCACGGUCUCAAUGAACGAGAAUGGCAUCAAGCUGGACGAUCGCCUGCAGCCGCUGCCCGAGGGCAAGCUGAUCUCCAUUGCCAGGGCGCCGCUGGAGAAGUUGGACGCCUACCGGGACGAGGGUCUCCUCCAGAUCAGCAACGGACAUGUCGCUGUGCUGCUAAUGGCAGGCGGACAAGGCACACGACUUGGCUUCGAUCAUCCCAAGGGAAUGUACGAUGUGGGACUGCAGUCCCGAAAGACUCUGUUCCGCAUUCAGGCCGAGCGAAUCCUGAAGCUGGAGGAGCUCGCCCAAGAGGCGAAUGGGAAACGUGGACACAUCACUUGGUACAUCAUGACGUCGGAGCACACGGUGCAACCCACAUACGACUACUUUGUGGCCAACAACUUCUUUGGCCUGAAGGCGGAGAACGUGCUGCUGUUCGAGCAGGGAUCACUGCCGUGCUUUGAAUACGAUGGACGCAUCAUUCUGGACGAAAAGCAUCGGGUGGCGCGUGCGCCGGACGGCAACGGAGGAAUCUAUCGGGCUAUGAAGCGCCAGGGGAUACUGGACGAUAUGCAAAAGCGCGGUGUCUUAUAUCUGCAUGCCCAUAGCGUGGACAACAUCCUGAUCAAGGUGGCCGAUCCCGUCUUUAUCGGCUACUGCGUGCAGGAGAAGGCCGACUGCGCCGCUAAGGUGGUGGAGAAGGCGGCUCCCAACGAGGCUGUGGGCGUGGUGGCCAUUGUCGAUGGCAAAUACCAGGUGGUGGAGUACAGCGAAAUCUCGGCCAAAACAGCCGAGAUGCGCAAUUCGGACGGCAGGCUGACCUUCAGUGCUGGCAACAUAUGCAAUCACUUCUUCAGCUCGAACUUCCUGCAGAAGAUUGGCAGCACAUUCGAGCAGGAGCUGAAGCUGCACGUGGCCAAGAAGAAGAUUCCCUUCGUGGACAACGCCGGCAAGCGGCUAACCCCUGACAAGCCGAACGGCAUCAAGAUAGAGAAGUUUGUCUUUGACGUCUUCGAGUUCGCCCAGAAGUUCGUGGCCAUGGAAGUGCCACGCGACGAAGAGUUCAGCGCGCUGAAGAACUCCGAUGCAGCUGGCAAGGAUUGCCCCAGUACUGCCCGCUCGGACCUCCAUCGCCUGCACAAGAAGUAUAUCGAAGGCGCCGGUGGCAUCGUGCAUGGCGAAGUCUGCGAGAUCUCGCCCUUCGUCACCUACGCCGGCGAGAAUCUCGCCUCGCAUGUGGAGGGCAAGUCGUUCACCAGUCCCGUCUACCUGCGGGACAGCCGCGAUCCCUUGCACGGACACCUCUAAGAUGGAGGGCAUCUGCAUGGACGCAUAGACUGAUGGACGGAUAGUAGUCGUUUCGGUUAUUUGUAAAUCUUUCGUAUAGCGUUGCUGAACGUUAUGAUUCCCCAAACUGUAGUUAGAGCACGGAAAUUCCAUAGAUUUCAGUACUUAAAGGAGACUUGUAAAAAUUUGUUACCUAUUGUGUCCGUUGAUUUAUUUUUCGUUUUUGAAAUAAUUGUGCAAUCGUAAUGUGAAUAUAUACAAUAUAUAGAACAUGUAAUGAUAUGAAUAUUUUAAUAUGUUGUAAAAUACAAAAAUUAUUAGUACGGCCAAGCGACUGAAUUUUCACUUCUUGGCCAAUCAAUAGUUCCUUUGCAGAUAUACUCUAGACCAAUCCCAUGUUUGAACAAGUGUCGUUCCCUAUUUACAAGGUUGUUAAAUAGAUAUCAGGAAAAUGUCUUGUUGGAUGGACUAAUCAUAUAAAAGCAAUUACUGGGCAAACAAACCUCAUUCAGUCUUGUUUUCUUGUCAACUCGAGUACGCAGUUCUGAAGGAAAGAGUUACCUUAGCUAUGUUUUGCUCAAAAGUCAUCAUUUUUGUAGCCAGAGUUCAGAAUAUAUUAUCUAUCUAUCUGAUUAUGUAACGCUCUUGUUUUCUUAUAAAAUCGACAUAUUAUAUAGACGUCAGAGCUCAUAUGCUUCAAACCAGUUCUAAUUUGCAUUAAUUACCGAUGGACCACUUGUAAUAUAUUGAGUAGGUUGGCUAUUAAUGAAUAGUAUGUUUUAGACUAGGGAUCUACAUUAAACUAGAUCAAGCUAUUCAGGAAUAUUCUUAAAAAUAGUAUUAAAAAAGCUUAACGAGCUUUGCUACUUUCCAUUAAAGAUAUUUUAUUCAUGUACAUAUAUUAAUAUAGUUCACCAUUAUAACUCCCCCCUUUUCAUAUUUUUAUACUUAAUAGACCCAUUUCCGCAACAAUAAACAAAAAGGGCCGACUGCAAUCAGUGCGUGAACAAUUGCUAUUGCUUUUCCAUUUAAUUGGAACAACCUAAUUAUGCUGCAUGUUUAAAUUUUCCGCCAAGAACUGGAAAACUCAGUCACACUAUUCUGCUCUACGGUAACACUUGAAGCGUGAACACUUUUUAAAUAUUAGCAGCUGGUAUAUUGUAACGGUCGAGAAACGGUCACGCUGGAGCGAGCUGCAGGCAGUGGGUCGUCAAAAUUUUGUUGUUAAUCAAUAGCAAUUAGAUAAUAAGUGAAAUAAUGCUCAGACAACUGACACGGUCAAUGGGCCUGACCUCGCGGCUGCUCAGGCAGGUCAACUAUGGCACAAGUGCCCCAGCUGGCACCCACAUUCCCGUGACCAAGGCUCUGGAAAUUGGCCAGUGGGAGGAAAAGCUCAAGGCCGCCGGCGUCGAGGACACGAAGUUCAACGUGAAAUGCAUCGUGUCGCAUGUCCUGAAGCAGAAGUUUAGUGCUGUUCCUGACUCAUAUGACCAGCUGCAGCUAAAUCCCGGCCAGCUGGCGGACCUCGAGCGCUUUUCUUAUAAAAUCGACAUAUUAUAUAGACGUCAGAGCUCAUAUGCUUCAAACCAGUUCUAAUUUGCAUUAAUUACCGAUGGACCACUUGUAAUAUAUUGAGUAGGUUGGCUAUUAAUGAAUAGUAUGUUUUAGACUAGGGAUCUACAUUAAACUAGAUCAAGCUAUUCAGGAAUAUUCUUAAAAAUAGUAUUAAAAAAGCUUAACGAGCUUUGCUACUUUCCAUUAAAGAUAUUUUAUUCAUGUACAUA
Messenger RNA from Drosophila simulans, 3604 nucleotides. It is a transcript of the gene mmy, whose product is annotated as UDP-N-acetylhexosamine pyrophosphorylase. The transcript is spliced from 4 exons. Gene Ontology annotation, molecular function: UDP-N-acetylglucosamine diphosphorylase activity. NCBI's taxonomy places the organism in Eukaryota, Metazoa, Arthropoda, Insecta, Diptera, Drosophilidae. Gene Ontology annotation, biological process: UDP-N-acetylglucosamine biosynthetic process. The coding region runs from base 279 to 1841 and encodes 520 amino acids. The record is from RefSeq and is a predicted model, not a curated record.